GGGCAACAAGAUCGUCAUGUUCGAGAUAUGACACGUUUCCCGCUGUCAACGAGCAUUACACGGCGCGGAACCCCCAGUGCAGCCUGUAUCUAUCACCACGUGCAUGACACACCACUUUACUCUGAGCCUGUGAGCUACCAGCCAAUUGCUCUCCGAAAGCCUCAUUUGCGACAAGACUUGGGUGGCUGCCAGUUCACCACGCAGCUUGACAGCAGCAAGCGGCGCAGAAGCAGUUUCAACAAAUCAUCUUGUCGCUAUCAAGAUGAGGCUGUGAGCCUAUAUGAGUCUUGCUGCCCAACUACUUCAGAGCCAUCGCUUGAAAUGGCUCUAACUGCGCUCGUUUAUCGGUCCAGCCGACUACUUUUAUAAGGCAAUCCAAAAGUUGACAGCUGAUUCACUGUUCUCGGUCCUCAACACCAUUUCAACACCAUCGUGGCUAUGGCAGCGACAACUUGCUCUGUUAGUGGUAUAGAAACACUGCUUGGAAAGGUAGGGCUGGACACUCCAGUACCGGACUUCCCCGAUGCAGAUAUUGUGCAUAACCCACAGGACAUCUUUCGCGUCUACCUUGCCGACACCCUACAGAAGCUUGUCAACUGCGAUAAGCUGGUAGCCUACGAUGCGAUACAGACCUCAAACAUCACAGGAAUGGGCGAUCUCAUUAUUGUAGCUCCUAGACUUAGACUGAAAGGGGUCAAGCCUGAGGAGCUGGCCAAAGAUCUUCUUCAAAAAUUGCCAAGAACACCCCCCUUCGGAUGUCCCCUCCUCGAUGGCAUCCGCCUGCAGGUCUUCUUUUCACCCAACACACUGUCUCGGCUCCUUCUCUCGUACAUCAGUGAUAGGUCUUCGUCCUAUGGUUAUGACACGUCGCUCGGCCUCGCCGAUCCAACAGCUACCGAUGGACGGAAGAAGAAGGUGAUCGUGGAGUUCUCGUCUCCAAAUAUGGCGAGUGAGUUCCAAGUGUCACACUUGAGGAGCACACUGAUCGGCACAUACAUCGCAAAUAUUCACUCUAGGAUGGGGUGGGACGUUGUCAAGAUGAACUACCUCGGCGACUGGGGGAAACAGAUUGGCCUCCUUGCUGCUGGAUGGCAGAGAUUUGGUUCCGAAGAGGAGUUUGAGAAACAGCCGCUCCGUCAUCUUCUCGAAGUCAACCACAAGAUUCAGGAUCUAUUCAAACCAGAAUUGGAAGAAUGUAAGACUGCCAAAGCGAACAAACAGGAUGUCACAGAGAUCGAGUCACGAGGCCUAUAUGCCGAGCGAGACGCCGUCUUCAAGAAGAUGGAGGACAGUGACCCAGAAGCCAUCGCAUUGUGGCAACGUUUCCGCGAUGCAACCGUCAAAGACUACACAGAAUCGUACGCACAGCUUGGGGUAACGUUUGAUGAGUACUCUGGAGAGUCACAGGUCACUGCCGAGUCAAUCGCCGAAGUCGAACAAAUUCUGAAAGAUAAAGGAAUCUAUGAAGAGCAUGACGACUCUUUCAUGAUCGACUUUUCGAAGCACGAUGCAAGAGGACUUUCACUUGCAGUGCUACGCUACCGAAAUGGGACGACCUCCUACUUGUUACGCGAUCUUGCAGCAGUUUUUGACCGAUACAAGAAACACGAGUUUGACAAGAUGAUCUACGUCGUUGCGAUGGAGCAAGAAAUGCACUUCCACCGAGUUACCAAGACUCUUGAGCUCAUGGGAAGACAAGAUCUUGCUGAGCGCAUUCAACAUGUAUCUUUUGCCAAGAUCAAUGGGCUUCCGGAAGAGCUAAAGGGUGCAGAGCUUCUGAGUGACUACCUUGGCGGAUGUCGCUCGAUGGCGCAAACUAGUCUUGACGAGGAGGAGGAGGAGGAGGAAACGUCCCAUGUGGACAAGUCUGAGAAUUCAGCGAGACAACUCAGCCUUGCUGGUCUUUUCAUUCAGGAUCACUACCACAAGAGGAAUACAUCUUAUGCAGUCGAUCCCAAGAAGUCAUUGUCCCUCGAAGGAGAGACAGGGGCGGCUAUCCAGAACUGCUACGCCAGGUUAUUGAAGAAGCUAGAAUCCGGACCGGGCAGCUUCGACUACGCAACACUUGACCAUACUUCGUUGGAAACAGAAGACUAUGCUGAGCUUCUUCGGAUCCUGUUGCAGUAUCCAGAUGCAGCCCAUGGUUCUUUCAGAACCCUUGAACCGUCCUUUAUUGUUGUAUACUUGCUCCGAAUUGUUGAUCAGCUAACAGCCACGCUUGAUGAUGACGAUGAGAAAGAUUGGACAGGCCUCGAUGCAGCUAGUGAGGCGAGAUAUGCCCUCUAUGAGAACGCAAGACAGGUGUUUGAGAAUGCGCUGAGACUUCUUGGUGUAUCACCGUGGAGUGCGUAGGGGCUUUGUUACCAGGUGUAGUCUGUAUGCUUUGAUCUUUUGUCCACAUUUUUCUGUUAGGUACUGCAAGUUUGGCGUUUCUUUUGGGGUUUUCCUCCAAAUUGGAUCUGUCUGGUUUAUAUAUUGCUCAUGAGUUCGAUGAAAUCAAUCAUGAUUAAAAAAGGCUUUCUGAGUUAAUAAGUACACGAAACGAUUCAAGUGAAUAUGCGGGUCCUCGAACAAAGAAGAGUAUCUGGCAACCCUGGUCUAUUGUUUAGGUACAACACCAUAUACUUGGUAGCUUUCUCAGGUAUAUUUUUCGCG
Molecule: messenger RNA, 2655 nt
Organism: Fusarium verticillioides 7600
Lineage: Eukaryota; Fungi; Ascomycota; Sordariomycetes; Hypocreales; Nectriaceae
Product: arginyl-tRNA synthetase
Exons: 2
Coding region: 439-2352 (637 amino acids)
Biological process (GO): arginyl-tRNA aminoacylation; mitochondrial translation
Cellular component (GO): cytoplasm; mitochondrion
Molecular function (GO): arginine-tRNA ligase activity; ATP binding
Source: RefSeq, a predicted model, not a curated record